Cladocopium goreaui is the source of this 336-nucleotide messenger RNA. Lineage: Eukaryota; Dinophyceae; Suessiales; Symbiodiniaceae. The record is from the annotation of a GenBank genome assembly.
AUGGCGGGACGGAGACGUUUGAAGGAGCUCUUUCAAAAGUACGACGUAUCCUGUGAUGGUGUGCUUUCUGAAGAGGAGAUGUCGGCCCUGUUUGCAUCCCUGGGACUCGCAAAGGAGGACAGCAGGAAGAUGUUUGAAGCAGCGGAUGCAAACAAGGAUGGGAUGGUUCAGAUCAAUGAAUUCUUGGAUUGGCUGAUGGGUCAGAAAUCAACGAUCAAAUGUCAACAAGACUCCUGCGGUGUGGAAUUCACGAUCAGCAACCCCUCGGACCGUGUGGACAAGCGCUACACUCUGACCUUCGACAAGUGCCCCUUGGACGCGCUGGUGUGCCGGUGA